AUGAUCCGUCAGGUCGUGCCGCGUCCCCAUGUCAUGCCUCGAGGAGUGCGUGCCGCGUUUUCGUGCUUUGGCUUCAAUGGCGAUUGCGAUGGCGCUUCAUGCGCAUCGGCCGAGAAGGAGAACGGGGAGGAGGAGGAGGCGAGGGAAGAGGGGAGGGAAGUCGCGAGGGUGGGCGAGAGCGACGACAAGAAUGAUCUCGAAUCGGCGGAGGGGGAGGAAGGGGCGGAGGAGGCGGAGGAGGCGGAAGGGGCGGAGGGGCCGGAGGGGAAGGAGUCUGACGAUGAGGGGAAUGAGUUCCGCGGAUUGGAAAAUGAGGCGGAGAUGGCGAUGCGGGCGGAAUCGACGGCGGAAGAGGGGUUCGGGGAACAAGGGGUCGUGGAAAAGGGGGUCGCGGAGGGCGCGGAGGGCGCGGAGGGCGCGGAAGGAGCGGAAGGGCCCCAUAGGCGGGAGUCGUGGGUGUCGAGUGUGGAGUGGUUCGUGUCGUGGCCGCUCAGACGACUCAGCCACCCGUGGCGCAAGCGAGUGCUGUGGCUGUGGGUGGUGCUGGCAGCGGCCAUCCUGUCACUGGUGUUUGCGACGGCAUGGCAGCAUGCAGAGGCGAGUGAGAGAGACGACCUGGAGGGGCACUGUGACGAGUGGGCAGCGUUCAUUGAGGCCAAGUUCAACACCACUGCUGCCAACACACGCUCCAUUUCCGACUUCAUCCGCGCAUACUACCUUGAUAAGUACGGCCAGAGCAGUCACCCACUAAGGCUGGACAGCCGCCUUUUGAGGCCUCUCAAAAGCCAUUUCCGACUUCAUCCGCCCCUUUCACCUUGA
Messenger RNA from Closterium sp. NIES-65, 819 nucleotides. The record is from the annotation of a GenBank genome assembly. Lineage: Eukaryota; Viridiplantae; Streptophyta; Zygnematophyceae; Desmidiales; Closteriaceae.